Molecule: messenger RNA, 324 nt
Organism: Prorocentrum cordatum
Lineage: Eukaryota; Dinophyceae; Prorocentrales; Prorocentraceae
Source: the annotation of a GenBank genome assembly
GGCUUGGCGCCCGUGGGGGCGCUGAUCGAGCCCGACCUGCCCGCGGCCCGCAGGCGGCCGUCUCGCCGCGGCCAGAGGGCGCGCGACGCGCCCGGCGGCGUCGCCGAUUCGUUGAACGGGCGUUCGCGCACGUCGGAUGCGGCUGCGGAGCGCGGGCGGCGCGACGCCCAUCAGAUCGAGAGCCGCGCUCUGGCGCUCGCAAGCCGCGCGGACCAGCCCGCCGCGAAGGCGCAUGCGCUGAAGUUUGCUGGGCGUCUUUUUUGCGAUGCCCCUGCAGCUGUCCGCGGUGAUCCUGGCGCCUCGGCCAGCCUCUGGCGGUCUCUC